AUGGAGAAUCAAAAAAGUAUGGCUACCACUUAUACUAUAAAUGAUUAUUUUGUUAAAAAACCAACCUUCAAAAUUAUAGUUUCUGGAGUGAAUAAUAAUUUAACAAAAAGGCAUCAUUAUAACAAAGGAAUGGAGAAAGAAAAAAAUUUGUAUAGUGAAAUAAAGAAAAAGAAAAAAACUUCUAUUGAUGAUGGGAAGCGUAAAAAAAUUGAGGGGACUGAUUUAUCUAUACCACCAAGUACAAUAAAAAUGAUAGAAAAUGCCGGUGAUUCAAGUACUCCUACUAAAGCUAUAAAUAUUCCAAAAUUACAAAUAUAUGCAAAAAUAAGUGAUUAUAAUUUAAAAAAUGAUAAAAUAGAAAUUAUUAAAGAAAAAUCAGAUAUUGAUUUUGGUUUUAAUUUUAUUUCUAAUAGUGGAGCUGUUAUACAUAGUAAUUGUGCCUUUAAUCAUGUCUUCAAACCAGAAGAUACAAUAAAAAAAAUUGCUCCAACAAUAUUAGCUCCAUUAUAUCAAUUACUUUUUAAUGGUUUAAAUGUAUCUCUAAUAUAUAUGGGAUCACUAGGAAAUGAUAAAACACAAUUUCUUUAUCAAAAUACUAUCAAGUCAAAUUACGGUUUUUUUCUUCAUACUCUUCAAUGGGCAUUUUCUCUUCUUUCAACAUAUCUUAAAUCUAAUUCACUUUUAGCAACAGAUGCAUAUUUAAAAAUUUCUGCACUACAUUUUUCACAAAGAAAUAAUACUAUUACAGAUCUUAUGUCAAUUUUUACAGAAAAUUUUGAACCUAAAAAAAAUCCUGAAUUUAGUAAUACAAGUUUUUAUGAUAAUAUAUCAGAUAUUUAUGAAAAUGAUGAUGAUAUUGAUAGAAUAUGUAAAGAAAUGAAAAAAACAGAAACAUUAAAAGAAAUUCAUAUACCAACUUUAGAAGAUGGUAUACAUUAUUUUAAAAAAAUAAUGGAAUUUCAAAAUCUUGGAGAUGAUGAUACUCAAAGAACAGAACAUACAUUUUAUUUUAUUAAUUUAUAUCGAAAACAAAAACAAUCAAAAAAUAAGGAAAAAAAAUCAGAUGAAACAGAGGAAUUUUCAAUAAUAAAAUCUACUUUAACAUUAAUAGAUAUGGGACUUGGUGAAAGAAAAUCAAAAGGAGAUCCCACAAUAAUUACAAUGCCUGGUAUUAGCAAUAUUCUUCAAUUAAUAUUUCAAGGACAUAAACACUUACUAACAAGAAAUUCACUUUUUACAUCACUUUUACAAGAAUAUUUAAAAACACCCAAAAAUAAGACAGCAGUCAUAUUAACAAAUUUUUCUCCAGGGGAUCGUGUUAAUGAUCAAGCUAAUUUAUUUCAUUUAUUUUGUAAACUUUUUAAAAUUACUAAUGGUAGUAAAAAUAAUUCACAUAAUAAAAAUAUAACUUUAAAUGAUAAUAAAUAUAAAAAUAAAAAUAAUGAUGAAGAUAUAUUAAAAAAUAAUCAAAAAAGUGAAACAUUAUCAGAAUUUUCUGGAGGAGAAACAGUUAUAUAUUUAGGUGAAGAAGUCAUCUCUAGAAGUAGUUUAUUAGGAGGUAGUGAAAAUGAUAAAACAUUAAAAGGUUCAAAUAGUGAUAGUAGUAGUAAAAAAUCUAUAAAAAAUAAAAUAAUUUCUUCUACAAAUGCCAUACCAAUUGAUUUUCCACCAACAAUAGAAAAACAAAUGUUGGCAGGAUAUAGAAAUAUUAAUUAUAUUAAUGAAUUAAAUAAUUUAGAUGAUAUUAAAAUAAGAAAAAAUAGUGGUAUUAAAAAUUUAAAAGAUACUGUAAUUGAAACUGUUUUUGGUGAAGAAUAUAUUUCUAAAGAAAGAGAAUAUAUGAUAUGGAAAUGGAUGAAAGAUAAUCAAAAAGAUAUUGACUCACAAAAUAUUAUAUUUGAAAAUUUUUAUGCUGAAAUGGAUAAACAAAAAAAGUUAAAAAAAAGUGAUAUAUCAAAGACAGAUUCAGGUAUUCAAUGUGAUGAUAAUGAAAUUGAUCAUGAACAAAUGAAACUAUGGAUAACUGGAAGGUAUCUAGAAGACAUAACAGAAGUUGAUGAAGAAAUAAGUUGUAAAAGUAAUGCAUUAAGUAGAAAAUCAAAAACAUGUUUUGAGAUUGGACAAAGUAUGCCAAGAGAGGCACUUGCAGAAAAAACAUUUUUAAAAGAUGAGGGUUGUUCUGUUGAUAAAAUUUUAUCACCUUUACGAAUAUUAAAAAAUUCUACUUUAAAAAAUGAACAUGAUUUAUCACAAUUAAGUUUAGAAGAUAUAUCAUUAAAUGAUAAUGGUAACAGUGAAGAUGAUUUUGAAUGUGAAAGUAUUCCAGAUGAUGAUCUUGAAAAAGCUAUGGAAGCAUCAUUAAAUUUAAGUUCUAUUAAAUCACAUGAAAUAUUAUCUAGAAUGAAUAAAAAUAUUAGAAAUAGUUUAAUUCAUAAUCCAAUAAUAGAAGAAAAAAGUAUUGAAAUUACCAAUUGUUCUACACAACCAUCAGAUUCAACAACACCCUCAGAUACGGCAUUUUAUAGGAAAGCUAGUUAUUUAGAAAUGUAUGCUGAAGAGAAAUUAAAUGAAAUUUUAGAUAAAGAAGAAGCUGAAAAUAAAAAGAAAAAACAAAAUAUUAUUGGUAAAAAAAUUAAAAAUGUUUUAUCUGAAAAUAUUCUUAAAUGUUGUGAUAAAAAUGGAACAAUAUCAAUAAUGAGUAAAAAUGGUGAUGCUUUUGUUUAUGAUAGUUCUUCAAAUGACAAUACAUAUUCAAAAAAAUCUUUUCCAAUAAUAACUAAUGACUUUAAUCGUACAGAUUCAAUGUAUCCAAUUAAUGGUAGUAUGAAUAAAGGUUUCAAACUUCUUACAUCUCCAACAGCAUUAAAAUGUUGUUUUAGUCCAAUGGUUAAUUCUGAAACAAGUAUUACUUCUGGUGAAUUUUCAAAACAACCAUCACCUGAAGAUAAUAAAGAACAACUUGUUGAAGGUGUUUCUAUAAAAGAAUCAAAAAUUCCAGUUAUUUCAGAGGAAGAUCGUCAACAAAUUAAAGAACAAUUAGUUAGUUAUAAUAAAAAACAAAAAACACUAACAAAUCUUUUUCAUCCACGUCAACAUUCCUCAUUACCUAUAACACCAUUAAAAAAACUUUCACUUCAAUCACCAUUAAAAAGAAUUGAAGAAGCUGAAAAUAAAAUAAAAUCUCAAGGUGGUGGUACAACACCAACUUCAUCAGCCACAAUAUUAAAUACUUUUGCCUCAAAGGAUAACAUUAGCAAUUGUCCCAGAAAUCGCAAUAGUAGAUCUAAUUCAAUAGAUGUUGUUGAAGGAUUUGAAAAUGAUUAUUUCACAAAAAAUAUUAAAAAAAAUAUUGGUAAAGGAAAAGAUAGAAAUGCACAAGAAACUUUUAGUAGUAGUAGUUGUAAUAAUACAAUUAAACGUUUCCCAAAACAAUGUUUAAAUGUUAACAACAAUAGAAAAAGUAGUAAUUUACCCAUACUUAUGAAUUCUAAACUUCCACCAUCUCCUUAUUCUAAGAUAACAAGUGCAAAAAUGGUUAACCAUAAUAACGGGACAGUCUCUUCAUCUGGACAUGGAUCUGAUGAAGCUGAAGCUUCAACAACUUUUAAAAGUUCAUCAAAUGGAUUGUCUUCAGGAAAUAAUUUAUCCCCAGUCUUUUCUAAAACACCAAAUAUUGGUGCUAGUGGAAGUAAAGGAAAAAAUAGAGAAAGUUUCAGUGCUAGUUCUGGUUAUGAGUCAGCGGACUAUCAAAAUAUUCACUAUAAUUUUAAGCAUUUAAAUAUCAAACAGUUAAAACGCACAUCGACAUCGAAUAACAUUUUUAUAGAUGGUUAUGCAAAUGAAACAAUUAAGAUGAUAAAAGAUGAACAAGAAACAUUAAAAAAAGAAUUAAAAGAAGCUCAGCAGCGUAUUCAAAUAUUUGGAUCUCCUGAAGAAGAAGAAAUGAGUUUGAGUGAUGAAAAAGUUUUUGAUGAUGUUGAUAAAGAUACAAUAAUUCAAACACUUUUAACAGAAAAUAAAGUUUUAAGAAAAAGAAUUCUUGCUGCUAGGAAUCAUGUAAUGAUGAUUACCUCAUUUCUUUAA
This is a messenger RNA of Strongyloides ratti, 4083 nucleotides long. RefSeq names its product Kinesin-like protein CG14535. Lineage: Eukaryota; Metazoa; Nematoda; Chromadorea; Rhabditida; Strongyloididae. The record is from RefSeq and is a predicted model, not a curated record. The transcript has 8 exons. The coding region runs from base 1 to 4083 and encodes 1360 amino acids.